GCGGCGACGGCGGCCCCGGCCUCGGAUCCCUGGGAGGGGCGCGGGCCAGGGGCGGCCCCGGAGCUAGCGGCAUGGGGUGCACCGCAGACCUCCGGAGAGCCGGGGUCCGCGCAGGCUGAGCCCGGACCAGCGCCUGCGGCGCACAGCCCUGCUUGGGCCCCUCUUCCUGGCUCUCCCGCUUUCUUCCCGAAAGGGGUCCUCAGUGAAUUCUGUCAUGGUCAGUUAAGGAAUCUUGCCUAGAAGUCGCCAGCUUGCAGUUCCCAUCAGCAGGAAGGCCUGGACUCCAAGAUGAUCAUAAAGGAAUACCGGAUCCCCCUGCCGAUGACAGUGGAGGAGUACUGCAUCGCCCAGCUCUACAUGAUCCAGAAGAAGAGCCACAACGAGAUGCACAGCGAGGGCAGUGGCAUGGAGAUCCUGGAGAACUGGCCCUACACGGAAGGCCCGGGCGGCUCUGGGCAGUACACGCACAAGGUGUACCAUGUGGGCAUGCACAUCCCCGGCUGGUUCCGCUCCAUCCUGCCCAAAGCGGAGCUGCACGUGGUGGAGGAGUCCUGGAAAGCCUACCCCUACACCCGCACCAGGUUCACUUGCCCUUUCGUGGAGAAAUUCUCCAUCGGCAUUGAAACCUUCUAUAAAACGGAUGCUGGUGAAAACCCUGACGUGUUCAGCCUGACUCCCGUGGAAAAGAACCAGCUGACAAUAGACUUCAUCGACAUCGUCAAGGACCCCGUCCCCCACAACGAGUACAAGACAGAAGAGGACCCCAGGCUGUUCUAUUCGACCAAGACCAAGCGGGGACCCCUGUCUGACAACUGGAUCGAGGAGUACAAGAAGGACGUCUUCCCCGUCAUGUGCGCCUACAAGCUCUGCAAGGCGGAGUUCCGCUACUGGGGCAUGCAGUACAAGAUUGAGAGGUUCAUCCAUGAUACUGGCCUGCGGAGGGUGAUGGUGCGGGCCCACUGGCAGGCCUGGUGCUGGCAGGACGAGUGGUACGGCCUGAGCGUGGAGAACAUCCAGGAGCUGGAGAAGGAGGCGCAGCUCAUGCUCUCCCGCAAAAUGGCCCAGUUCAACGAGGACGGCGAGGCCGUGGAGAGCACCCCGGAGGACGCUGCCCAGGACCAGGCCUCCAGGGACCCCGAGCCCAGCAGCAGCAACGGGGUGCCCCUGGUGGGGCGGGGCCUGAGGAAGCAGUGGUCCACGUCCUCCAAGUCCUCGCGGUCAUCCAGGCGAGGAGCCAGUCCUUCCCGCCACAGCAUCUCGGAGUGGCGGAUGCAGAGCAUCGCCAGGGACUUGGACGAGAGCUCCGAUGAUGAGUUCUUCGACGCCCACGAGGACUUGUCUGACACGGAGGAAAUGUUCCCCAAGGACAUCACCAAGUGGAACUCCAGUGACCUCAUGGACAAGAUUGAGAGCCCCGAACUGGAGGACGCUCAGGAUGGUCUGUACAGGCAGAACGCCCCCGAGUUCAGGGUGACCUCCAGCGUGGAGCAGCUGAACAUCAUCGAGAUCAAAAAUAAGCUCUCCAUCCUCUGCCCACACUGCUUGCUGUGCCUGAGGAGAAAAACAUGGAAGGGGAGGCAACGCGAGCCACCUAGCCAGAAGUGACAGCAGGUGGCAGAGUGGGCCGGCCAGCGAGACCCCGCCCCGCUCAGU
Messenger RNA from Choloepus didactylus (southern two-toed sloth), 1653 nucleotides. Its product is annotated as membrane-associated phosphatidylinositol transfer protein 2-like. NCBI's taxonomy places the organism in Eukaryota, Metazoa, Chordata, Mammalia, Pilosa, Megalonychidae. Gene Ontology annotation, molecular function: phosphatidylinositol binding; phosphatidylinositol transfer activity; phosphatidylcholine binding. The record is from RefSeq and is a predicted model, not a curated record. Gene Ontology annotation, cellular component: cytoplasm. Gene Ontology annotation, biological process: phospholipid transport.